Populus nigra (black poplar) is the source of this 1192-nucleotide messenger RNA. RefSeq lists its product as uncharacterized. Bases 199 to 837 code for a protein of 212 amino acids. The transcript has a single exon. Gene Ontology annotation, molecular function: protein binding. Lineage: Eukaryota; Viridiplantae; Streptophyta; Magnoliopsida; Malpighiales; Salicaceae. The record is from RefSeq and is a predicted model, not a curated record.
AUAUAUAGGUCAAUAAUAAAGCAGAGAGAAGGGCGGCUAUAUUCAUUUGCCCUCGAUCAAUCUACGACAGCAACGGUCCUUAUUAUCCCAACAACUUAUCACCCCCCUUCCUCUUCCUCUUCCUCUCCAAAAACAAAUCCCCCCCCCCCCCUAAAGAAAAAAAAAAACACGCAAAAAUAGAGAAAAAAGAAAAGAAAAAUGAUAUUCGAUCUUCUGCUACAAGCAGGUCUAAUCCUGCUGGGAGUUUUCAUGUUUCUAGCUAUGCAUAACAUCCCUCAAAAAUUCCUCUCCAAACUCCGUUACCGUAACCGCGCCGAUCUCCAAGCCAAACGCCACUUCGUUCUUGGCGCCCAGCUUAUCGCUCAAGCCAGAUCGCCCUCCAACUCUCGGUCCACAGCUACCUCGUUAGCCAAACAAGCUGAAGACGAAGCCAACAAAGCCAUCUCUCUCGACCCCAAAGACGCCGCUUCUCACAUCUUAAAAGCCUUAUCUCUCGAUCUGCAAGGGUUCAGAACAUCAGCUCUGGAAUCGAUAAACGUGGCUCUGUCGCCGCUGGCGGUUAAGUCGCUAAGCGCGAGCGAGAAAGGGGAUGCGUUGUUUAAGAGGGCUGAAUUGGCGAUGGGGAUGAAUCGGCGCGGACGAGUUGAACCGGCGAUUCAGGAUUUGACCGAGGCAGUUAAGUUGAAUAAGGAUAAUGCGAAAGCGUUUUGUUUGUUAGGUGAGUGUUACGAGGCAAGUAAAAUGAUAGAGGAAGCUAAAGAGGCUUAUGAGGAGGCUUUGAGGUUGCAGCCUGAGUUGGCUUCGGCGAAAGAGAAAUUGGGCCUCCUGCGUUCUUAACGGCUUUUGGUCUUUCUUGAUUCUGGUUUCUUGCAGAAACCUUUAGUAUUGUAUUUUCUUUUUCUUUUUUCUCUUCAAAUGAAAAGGGGAGUUGAUUUAGUAAACAUGAAAACGAGGAGAUAUGCCCCCCUCCCUCCCUCUUUUUGUGAAUUCUGUGUGUCUACAAUUCUGAUCCAAGACUUGAACAACAGAUUAUUGUAAUCUUGGGCAGAUGCUGACCAUUUGAAUAUUUUUAGAAUAAUUGGUAAAGGUUUCAGAUGCUCAAUCCAAUUGAGCAAGAGUAGCUUUUCCUUUAGCCCUUGUAUCCUGUGGUUACCUCAAACCUCAAGUAAUAUUUUCUUUCUUUCUUUCUUUC